AUGAAGCCUUUUAUCCCAGAGCCAAACGACUGGUUCAAUCAUUUCCCGUCAGUGCCGAGGCUCGCCCGGCAAGUCCAUGUAGCUUUGCCGUGCGUUGGAAUCGACGGCUCCGGCUGGGCCUUAAAACUUUUGGGAGCCAACUUCCAUUGCAACAAUGUCUAUGACUUGGAACGCCGCUACCAAAAGUACCUUGAAACCUACAUGGAGAGUGCGGAGCCACCGCGCCUGGGCUCCGACAAUGGAGAUGUUCUGAAAGUCAAACUGUCUGAAUGGGAACGACCUGUGCACCUGCUUCUUGCAGGGCCUCCAUGCCCGCCUUGGGCAGGGAAUGGCAAUCACAAAGGUGCAGAAGACCAACGCGCAGAAGUCUUUCUCCGCAUUGUGAAUGUGGUAGGGUCUUUAGCAAAAUGCGGGGAGCUGCAAGCAGUGGUGUUAGAGAAUGUGAAAGGCAUUCUGCACAAGCAGAAAGGCCAGACAGAAUCCUUCAUGGAUAAAUUGGUCUCAUGCCUGAAAGCUGAAAUCCCGGAGUUUUUGUGGGACGUCUCCCUGCUGAAAGCGAAGGAUUACCUCUUGCCACAGGACCGGACCCGGGUUUUCUUACGUGGGAUCCGCUCAGGUGCUGCCCGCUUUUGGGUCCAAAAGUUUGAAAGAAUUUUUGUCCCCGGUAUUCCCUCCGUGAAUCGGGGAAGCUUGACUUCAUGCAUGCAGAAGAACCUCAAAGAUGCCCAAGGACAACUGAAGGAGUUAUUCGCGAAUGGUGACCUUGAGGAAAGCGAUAUUGUUUGCUUUCCUCUGGACCGAGCAGAUGGAAAGUGCUACAAAAGACAGAUUUGCAAAAACAAGGUCCCGACGCUGACAACGUCAAACAGCUACCUUUUUGUGAGCGACAUGAAUUUUUCAAAGCCAGACCAUGAAAGAGAUUUUUUCCGUUUCCUGUUGCCGCAGGAGCGGUUCACACUGCAAGGAUUUCCCGCGUUCAUAUCCUCAAGUUUCAACAGCCAGGCCUUGCAGAUCAAGGCUGCUGGCAACGCCUACCCUGUCCCGUUGAUUGCUGCUGCAGUGGCUGGCCUGCUUGAAAAGAUUGGACCUGAUGAUUUGCCCCGCGUUGACAAGGCGCUGGAGGAUCAGCCAGCUCUUCGCCUUCGCUUGGAAGAAGCCAUCAGUGUCCGAAAGCGAAAGACAGCAAAGCAUGCGCCAAAAAAAGAUGAUGCAGAAAAGACUGUGGAUCAGACCGUGACCGGCCAUCAGCGACCCUUGAAGAGGCCUGCAUCUGCAUCUUCGACCACGGUGGUCAAAAAUCUGGAGAAGCCUCGCUUCAAGGACGCCUGGCGCUUGAAUGGUUUCCUGUCCUCUUCGUCCAGCUCCAGCUGA
Molecule: messenger RNA, 1371 nt
Organism: Cladocopium goreaui
Lineage: Eukaryota; Dinophyceae; Suessiales; Symbiodiniaceae
Source: the annotation of a GenBank genome assembly